Menidia menidia (Atlantic silverside) is the source of this 1775-nucleotide messenger RNA. The record is from the annotation of a GenBank genome assembly. NCBI's taxonomy places the organism in Eukaryota, Metazoa, Chordata, Actinopteri, Atheriniformes, Atherinopsidae.
UCAAAUAAAUCUUAUUUAAUCUUUUGAAGCAGCAUAACACACAGGAAAAGGGAGUUUUUCUUUAACUGUCGUAACAUUUUUUAGAGACAUCAUUCAAUAGUUGGCUAGAAUCCGGGACAAGUUAAUUAAAAAAGGUCAACAAAAUGAUAGACAAUAUCAUCUUUAAGUGAAGGCUAUACGUAAUUUUAAGGGGGAAAGCGAAAAGAAAACGCGUCCAUUGUUUUGCUUCUUUGACGUCAUCACUAGGCGCCCAUUCAGCGGGACGCUCGCGGCUUUUGAAACGUCUCCCUCUGCAGCUGAACAAAAGGCUCAUUUACUUUAAAACUUUCGCCUUUAGAGUGAAUUUACACCGUCAGCAUGAUUGAGAAGGAGGACCCGAUCAUCAGCGAGGAGGAAGCGGCGCAAUACGACCGGCAGAUCAGGCUGUGGGGGCUGGAUGCUCAGAAGAGGUUACGCGGCUCCCGCGUGCUCCUGGCAGGGUUGGGUGGUCUUGGAGCCGAAGUAGCCAAGAACUUGAUCCUGGCGGGAGUGAAAGGACUAACUUUACUAGACCACGAACAGGUGUCGGAGGAGUCGUGUCGAGCCCAGUUCCUGGUUCCGGUGUCAGCGCGAGGUCAGAAUCGGGCCCAGGCCUCUCUGGAGCGAGCGCAGAACCUCAACCCGAUGGUGGAGGUGCACGCCGACCGGGACAGGAUCGAAACCAAACCGGACGACUUCUUUCUGCAGUUCGAUGCGGUGUGUCUGACGGGCUGCUCCAGGGACCUGAUGGUGCGUCUGGACCAGCUCUGCUCGCAGCACGGCAUCAAGGUCUUCUGCGGGGACGUCCAUGGUUACUACGGUUACAUGUUCUGCAACCUGGGACCGGAGUACCACUACGUGGAGGAGAAACCCAAACUCGUGAAGCCCAGCGCAGAUUCCAAUGAUGGGCCAGAAGCAAAGAAAGCCAGAGUGGAUCCCAACGAGACCACCAUGGUGAAAAAGACGGCGGCUUUCUGCACCCUGAAGGAGGCGUUGGAGGUCGACUGGACGACCGAGAAAGCCAAAGCCGGUCUGAAGAGAACUCCCGUCGACUUCUUCCUGCUGCUCGUGCUGCUGAAGUUCCGCACAGACAAAGGCCGCGACCCCGACCCCCGCCGCGUCGCCGAGGACAGCCGGCUGCUGAAACAGAUCCGGGACGACGUGCUGGAGGCCUCGGCGCUGAGCAGCGAGCUGCUGGGCGACGACUUCAUCAGCUUCUGUUUCUCGGAGAUGUCCCCGGUGUGCGCCGUCGUGGGAGGAGUCCUGGGACAGGAAGUCGUCAAAGCUCUCUCCCAGCGAGACGCUCCCCAUCGUAACUUCUUCUUCUUUGACGGCCGUAAGGGCAACGGCGUGGUGGACUUCUUUGGACCAAACUGAGCCGUCCGGUUCUGGUUUCAGCACCCAGAGCUCUGCAGCCCUUUCCUCGUUCGGUCAGGUUAUUUAUAUCAGAAGAAUCACCCGAUUGCUCUCAUUUGAUCCCAUGAAACCUGACCCCUGAUGUUUUUUACAUUUGCCAAUAAAACGUUUAGUAAAAAAGGUUUUGGCCUCCGAUUGUUUUCCUGGUGACGAGACUUUUAGGGCUAGUAAUCCUUUUCAAACUUCAUAUUUUAGGUCCAAACUGCUGGAACUUUUAGUUAGUUUGUACAUUUUCCCUAAUUUUGAGUUCGAUUUGACCGAGAGGAUUAAAGGAGUGAAAAUCAUUUUUUCAUUCUGAGGAAGCUUUGAACCUUAAAAAUGUAAUUUUCUUUAACGUUAAA